This is a messenger RNA of Sphenostylis stenocarpa, 2310 nucleotides long. The record is from the annotation of a GenBank genome assembly. NCBI's taxonomy places the organism in Eukaryota, Viridiplantae, Streptophyta, Magnoliopsida, Fabales, Fabaceae.
AUGUCUUCUUAUUCAGACUGGAAAACAGAGUGGUUAACUGGAGGGGAUUGCAUAGCUGGCAUGCAUGAGGUUGUUGCCACAAAGAGGACAAUUGAUGCCAUUAAUUUAGCACAAGAGCAAAAUCGUAGCUUAUGGAGAGUCUCUUCAACGUUGUUUGCGCACACAUCAUCAGAUGCAGUUCUGAAGCCAUUGGGACGUUUUGCAGAGUUGCCACUUGCAGGCAAAUAUCCACCUAUGUGUGCGGGAGAUGAAUUGUCAUGGAAGAAGAGGACGAGUGAGGAGCAACAUGCACACGUGAAAGAGGAACAAGGGUGUGAAACUUUUGAGGACUAUCGUUUAGAGACCAAAUUGAGAGUGUAUAAAGUGGUGAAGCAAUGCCACUGUCGCCUCCUCCGUCAUGGUCUCCACCACGACACCUUCCUCGUCAACACCCUCUUGCGUUCUUCCUUCAACCUCCGCGCCACGCAAUACGCCACCGUCGUUUUCGCCCAAACCCCCCACCCCAACAUCUUCCUCUACAACACCCUCAUUCGCGGCCUCGCCUCCAACGAAGCCUUCCACGACGCCGUUUCCCUUUACGCUUCCAUGCGCCAGCGCAUCACCUUCGCUCCUGACAACUUCACAUUCCCCUUCGUCCUCAAAGUCUGCGCCAGGCUUAAAAACACCCACCUAGGCCUCACCCUUCACUCUCUCGUUACCAAAAUCGGCUUCGAAAGUGACGUGUUUGUUAACACCAGUCUUGUUUGUUUCUAUUCCAAAAACGGGUUUCUAAGUCACGCGCGCCAGUUUGGUUAUUGUGAGGAGGCUGCUGGGUUGUUUAGAGGGUUGCUGGAGAUGGGUUUGAGGCCGGAUAAUUUCACGUUCGUUCGGGUUUUGUAUGCGUGUUCGAAGGUGGGGGACUUGCCUAGUGGACGGUGGAUUGAUGGAUACAUGAGGGAGAGUGGGUUGUGUGGGAAUCUGUUUGUGGCGACCUCGUUGGUUGAUAUGUACACGAAGUGCGGAAGCAUGGAGGAGGCACGAAGAGUGUUUGAUGGGAUGGUGGAGAGGGAUGUUGUGUGUUGGAGUGCCUUGAUUCAGGGGUAUGCUGCCAAUAGGAUGCCGAAGGAGGCGCUUGAGGUGUUUUUUGAGAUGCAGAGGGAGAAUGUUAAGCCAGAUUGUUAUGCCAUGGUGGGGUUUCUUUCUGCAUGUGCGAGGCUGGGGGCGUUGGAGUUGGGGAAUUGCGCUAGAGAUUUGGUGGAUGGUGAUGAGUUUUUGUGUAAUCCUGUGUUGGGUACUGCAUUGAUUGACUUUUAUGCGAAAUGUGGAAGUGUGGGGCAGGCGGUGGAGGUUUUUAAGUGGAUGAGGAGGAAGGAUUGUGUGGUGUUCAACGCUGUUAUUUCUGGGCUGGCUAUGUAUGGACAUGUUGGGGCUGCCUUUGGGGUGUUUAGCCAAAUGGGAAAGGUUGGAAUGCAGCCGGAUGGGAACACUUUUGUUGGUUUGCUUUGUGGGUGUAAUCAUGCUGGUUUGGUUGAUGAUGAUCGGCGUUAUUUUAGUCGCAUGAGUUGUGUUUUUGUUGUAACUCCUACUAUAGAGCAUUAUGGAUGCAUGGUGGAUCUUUUGGCUCGUGCAGGUUUGUUGGUUGAAGCGCGAGAUUUAGUCAAGAGUAUGCCGAUGAAGGCCAAUGCUAUUGUUUGGGGAGCACUGUUGGGAGGAUGUAGGUUACACAAGGAUACCCAAUUGGCUGAACAUGUGUUGAAGCAGCUCAUUGAGUUAGAACCGUGGAAUUCAGGACAUUAUGUUCUCUUAUCGAAUAUAUAUUUAGCAAGCCGUCGAUGGGAUGAAGCAGAAAAAAUCAGGUCAAGUUUCAGUCAGAAAGGGAUGCAGAAGUUACCCGGGUGUAGUUGGGUUGAAGUGGAUGGGGUUGUUCAUGAAUUCCGUGUAGGGGACACUUCCCAUCCUUUAACGCUCCAAAUAUAUAAAAAACUUGAAAGUUUAUUUAAGGACUUGAGAGAAGCUGGAUAUAAUCCGACCACUGAGUUUGUGCUCUUUGAUGUGGAAGAGGAGGAGAAGGAGUACUUCCUUGGCUGUCAUAGUGAGAAGUUAGCUGUUGCAUUUGCACUGAUCAGUACCAGUGCCAAAGAUGUGAUUCGUGUUGUUAAAAAUCUUCUUGUAUGUGGUGAUUGUCAUGAGGCGAUGAAACUUGCUUUCCGUGAGCUUUGUAAGAUUGCUAGUGAGCACUUGAAUUAUGGAGGUGCUGACUUUUAUUUUUUUGAGGUUCUUGAAAAACUUUGCAUGACUGGUACUAAUUGGUUGGGGUUAACACAUGAGUGA